CAGACUCCUUCAGUCAGCAGCUGGUGGUCCCCCCUCAGCACCAGGACCAGGAGGACCCAGAGCCAUCACGCGUCAGAGAGGAACCGGAGCGAGAGCCGCUUCUAGACCUGGACGAGGCAGACAUCAUCCAGUUCACCUACAGCACCAAGCCUGGACCCAGACUGGGUCAGGAUGUGGACCGGCUGUCUGCUCUCGGAGAAGAACCGGAUCCAGAGCCGGAGAUCCAGCUGGUGUCGUCUGAGACAGAGGACAGCAACGACUACAGCAAAGAGUCCGACACCAGAACCGCUUCGAGCCGGUCUAAAGCAAAGCGGGGCCGCAGACCAGGAGGACCACUGAGCUGCAGAGUCUGCAACCAGACCUUCAGGGCCCGCCGGGCUCUGUUCAGGCACAUCAGGGCCCACCUGCAGGAGGCGGUCUGCGGGGUGUGUGGGGACCACUUCGAGGCUGCUGAGAGUCUCAAGAUCCACAUCCAGACUCACCGGACCCCUCAGAGGAAGAGGGGGGAGCCGGAGGUCCAGAUUGGGACCCGGAGCGCAGAGAGGCGGUCUCACCGACCCAACACAAAGACAAGCCCGGAACUACACACCUGUGGCGAGUGCGGGAAGAGGUUCCUGCAGGUCUGGAGGAAGAGGAGGCACCGGUGCCAUCCCCCAAGACCGGACCAGGAGGGUCCGCAGGGGACUGCACACAGGACCAGAACUUAAAGGAGUCCGGUUUCUGUACUUCAGUUUAUUUUCUUUAAAAAUCUUAUUUUUAUUGAAACCUCAGAAUGAAGUCAGAACAUUAACAGAAAAUAAGAAACAUAAUAAUUGUUAGUAGUAUUAUUAAUAAAUAAUAAUAAUAGGUUUCAGUUUUGAGAAUAAAGGUUGAAUAUUCUGAGAACUAAAAUGUUUUGAAAGAAAAAUAUUAUUUAUUCUUUUUAUUGUCAGAUUUGUUUUUGUUUUUAAUAUUUGGAGAAAAACAAUAUUUCAAUAGAAAGUUUUCACAUUUUUGAGAAUAAAGUUGAUGCAUCAAAUCUGAAUUAAAAGUAUUUUUGAUAAAAACUAAUUUUCUUCAAAUUUAAACUUUAUUCUCAAAAUAUUUUUAUUUUGUUUUCAGAUUUCUGACAAUAAAGUUGUAAUAUUUGUAGAAAAACACAUUUUAUAUUUCGAGAUAUUUUAUUUUUGAGAUUUUUGUAACUUAAAGAAAUUUUAAGUACUUUGAUACUUUCAGUGUAUCAACAGGUACAAAACUGUUUCUCCUCUUCACCUGUUGCUGUCUGUUUCCAUGGUAACGUCUUCAUUGGUUCGGUUUCUCUCAGUGGCAAUGUUGUAAUAUUGUGUUUAUUGAUUAUUGAUUCUGAUAAUCAGCUGUCGCAUUCCAAUAAAGACAUUUUCUGUCA
Messenger RNA from Morone saxatilis (striped sea-bass), 1384 nucleotides. Its product is annotated as zinc finger protein 574-like. Gene Ontology annotation, biological process: regulation of transcription by RNA polymerase II. Gene Ontology annotation, molecular function: DNA-binding transcription factor activity, RNA polymerase II-specific; RNA polymerase II transcription regulatory region sequence-specific DNA binding. Gene Ontology annotation, cellular component: nucleus. The record is from RefSeq and is a predicted model, not a curated record. Lineage: Eukaryota; Metazoa; Chordata; Actinopteri; Moronidae.